AUGUCCCCGACCGAACCAGGGAAAUACGCCCCGCUAGGCCUUGCUGAUAUUCGGCCUCGCGCCGAUUCGACCAUGUCUGAUGGCGUCCCGGGGUCCAUGGCCUACGAAUUUGCUAAUGCACAGCCGACUCCAAGCAAUUAUCUCGCACCCUGGGCCCUAUACGCGUUCGACUGGUGCAAGUGGCAAACCCAUGGAAACUCUGCAGGCAAGGUGGCUAUUGCCAGCUAUCUUGAAGAUGGUCACAACUUCACGCCCGACCACACGGCGCCAUUGACAUCUCUAGAUUGGAACACCAUCUCUCCUAGUCUCAUUAUAACGAGCAGUAUCGACACAACGUGUACAAUCUGGGAUAUCCCGUCCCUAACUGCCAAGACGCAACUUAUCGCUCACGACAAAGAAGUUUAUGAUGUACGCUUCUGCGCUAACAGCGUUGACAUGUUUGUGAGCUGUGGUCAAGAUGGGAGUGUACGCAUGUUUGACCUGCGAAGUCUCGAGCAUAGCACGAUCAUCUACGAACCCACGGGUAAGGACGAACGAGACGCAAACGGUGGCCGGAUCAGCCCUACCCUCGCACAGCAAACCAUGGCCAAUCCCCCUCCUCUCCUUCGGCUUGCCACGUCGCCCCAUGACCAGAAUCUUCUCGCGACUUUCGCCCAGGAUUCAAACAUCAUUCGCAUCCUCGAUGUGCGACAGCCAGGCCAGGCUCUUCUGGAGCUCCGUGGUCAUGGCGGGUCGUUGAAUUGCGUCGAGUGGUCACCUCACCGACGAGGCACCUUGAUUUCGGGAGCGGACGACUGCCAGGUGCUCAUAUGGGACUUGAUGAACUCUGCGCCACCAUCAGCGGCGAAUGGGGGUGGCCAGCAAGAAAACCACCGAAGCCCCACUGCUAGUUGGCAGUGCGAUUAUGAGAGUAUCUAA
Molecule: messenger RNA, 918 nt
Organism: Parascedosporium putredinis
Lineage: Eukaryota; Fungi; Ascomycota; Sordariomycetes; Microascales; Microascaceae
Source: the annotation of a GenBank genome assembly